Messenger RNA from Aspergillus fijiensis CBS 313.89, 865 nucleotides. RefSeq lists its product as uncharacterized. The transcript has a single exon. The record is from RefSeq and is a predicted model, not a curated record. NCBI's taxonomy places the organism in Eukaryota, Fungi, Ascomycota, Eurotiomycetes, Eurotiales, Aspergillaceae. Bases 234 to 713 code for a protein of 159 amino acids.
GUGUCCUUAUCUCGUGAUUGUUGCCCGAGGGGGCCAAUCCCCGAAACGGAUGAUGGUAUCGUUCGUUUCCUGUUUGGGAUGGAGUUGUGAAACCGUCAAGAUGACACCAGCGCAGCCUAUCGUCGGCCGGGCUAGGGGAGAAGAGAUUGGGGCAGAAGGAGGAGGAGGAAGAGAAGGGCGAGCGGGAGACGUGGGUUUCAAUUAACCUGCUGCAAAGUGCCUUGGGCUUUUCCAUGAUUGUGCCUGAAAGCGCAGCCUAUCCUUCCCUCUCUUCCCCAGAAAGCUACCUUCACAACCUUGGUCCGAAUCGAUGGCAGCUACGGGGAGGGGAGGUGCUCAGGCCCUUCUUUUUUACUCUGUCAUUGUCCAUGUUCGCUGAUGCGGUUCUUGCAUAUGUAGUGGGCCGCCGGAAAUUUCGCCUCUUCAUUCCAUCAUAUAACGAACGCUCACCGAAGUUUGACCCCGUCUUUUUCCAGCACGAGCAUCAUACCCCCGAGGAAAGGAAAAAAAAAAGGCCAUGCGACCUGUUUGUUACACCGAUUGAUCCCAGUCUACCCGCCAAAAAAGAAAUAGGGCAUUCUGCCAGAGAGAAUGAUGUUGCAUGUCCUGUCCCUGAGAGGAAUGUCGUUCAUUUUUGGGCUAGGUGUCCCAGCGAGUGGCAGGAGGCGAUUUCGGUUGACCUUGUCGAGACAAUUGGGUAUUUUCCGGGGUAAAAUGGGGGAGGGGGGGUCUUUCAAGGUUACAGAAACAAGUGUGUAUAUGGAUGUGUGUGUGGUGUGUAGCUUCACGGCUACUCCCAAUGGACGAAAAGCAGGGAGAAACCCUGGUUUACUUUCUUAAGGUCGUGGACGAGCACCACCACCAC